This is a messenger RNA of Ananas comosus (pineapple), 1628 nucleotides long. Its product is annotated as double-stranded RNA-binding protein 1-like. The transcript is spliced from 6 exons. The coding region runs from base 115 to 1335 and encodes 406 amino acids. Lineage: Eukaryota; Viridiplantae; Streptophyta; Magnoliopsida; Poales; Bromeliaceae. The record is from RefSeq and is a predicted model, not a curated record.
CUUCUCCUCUCCUCUCUUUUUCGAAACCUUAUUAACCCUUUCUCCCUCUUUUCCUCUCUCUCUCUCUCUCUCUCUCUCUCUCUCUCUCUCCUCCGACGAAACCCUAGAAGAGGAAUGCACAAGAUGCGGCUCCACGAGCUGUGCCGCAGUCGUCGGUGGGAGCCGCCGGAGUACACGGUGAACCGCGAGGGCCCCGACCACGCGCCGCGCUUCUGCGCCACCGUGGCCGUCGCCGGCGCCACCUUCGACGCCCCUGACCCCUCCGGCUCCUCCAAAGAGGCCCAGAACAAGGCCGCCAUGGCCGCUCUCGACCACCUCACCUCCGCCGCCGAUACGAUCCCGCCCUCUCCCCAGACCCCUGAGAAUCAAAUAUCUUUCAAAAGCCAGUUGCAAAUAUAUGUGCAAAAGAGAAAUAAGGAACUACCAAUAUAUAACUCUACAAACUUUUUUAUGGCUACUGUUACAGUAGAUGGGCAAACUUUUGAAAGUCCAAAAUAUUUUAGCACAAUAGAGGAAGCCGAAAGUGCUGCCGCAGAAGUUGCUUUGAUGGCUUUGCCGCAAGAAGAAAAUCAGCAGGAAACUUUUUCAGCUGAAUCUGCUCUUUAUAAGAACCUUUUACAAGAGCUGACUCAGAGAGAAGGCAUAUCUUUGCCCUCAUAUCAAACUGAGAGAGAUGGUGCAUGCCAUAUGCCUACUUUUCGAUCAACUGUUGAAGUCGAAAGCGAGAGUUUUGAAGGAGAUGUUGCCAAGACGAAGAAGCAGGCUGAGAUGAAUGCCGCGAAGGUCGCAUGGUAUAAGCUUAGAGAGCGUAAACAAAAUCGACUUGUUUCUGAUCCUUUAACAAAUUCAUGUAUGCAAAAGGAAUUUGAUUCUGCCCAUCCUUCCACUGCUGCAUUAAUUAGCUCUGACGAGAAUGAAGCUGUAGCAGAGAAUCACACAUCAAACUCUCUUGAUUCUAUCGACUCCCAGUUAGAUCAGAAACCCAAACCUCCCAUUUUGCUUGCAAAUGCCUUAGAAGAUUACACUGCAGCACCUCCUACGAUGCGAGGUGCUGAGACUACGGUGAAGAACGAAAAUACUGAAGAACAUAACUUGCCUCAAGAUUUGGACUCGUUAUCUUCCACAUCGUCCGAUCUCUCCGAUGACCCUAUCACGACUGUGAGUAUCGAGUAUUCCAAGGGAAGGAGCUACGACUCCCUGAUGUGUAACAGAGUGCGAGUGUUCCCCCGCAAACCUGACUUGGUUUUGCCCCAAGGCGCAACCUUGCUUCCAUUCAGCGAUGAUAUGUGGGUAGCUGUUAGUCUCAAUUUCCGUCAAGGCGAUGUUCUCAUAUAAUCAGCAUUUCAAAGGGGAUUACGGAAAUCAAACUCACUUUCCCCAAAACCUGAUAGUAACAAUCUCGUGUUUUCUUGUUUUUCGUUUGAUAUGUAUGAAAUUUAAGUGAUUAAUUUGAUGAGUGUUGAACGUGUAUUAACUAAAGUAUAUAAACAAAAUGCUAUUGCAUGAACAAAAUAGUCAGAUAUGGGCAAUGAUCCAUCUGUUAUGAACUUUCAAUCUUUAUGAACAUAACAUCUUUUAAUUUGCAAGUAGUAUAGUAAACCAAAUGGUUAAUGGCUUGCUUUUCUUUA